GCACUUUGUUACAUCGCGUCGUUGACCCCUGUCAGCUAUCCCACUAACCAACUCCAUAUGCUUAUGUGAGCAUCGCACGACAUUCGGCCCCAAAAGCUUGACAUAUAUAAAGCUACCACUCUAUGAGUCAAAUCAAAUGUCUAACCCAUUACUCAAAAACCACACGCCAUGAUGGCCUCCACCCUCCCCUCAAACGGCCGCCUCGUCAACAUCGGCACCCAUUCUCUGGCUCUCUACACUCACGGCCCAGAGCCCAGCAGCUCCAAAGACCCCGUGGUACUAUUCAUCUCAGGUGUAGCAAGCGAUGCUCUAAACUGGCAAGCCGUGGUGCGACUGCAAAGUCCGUCACUACGAAGCUACACAUACGAUCGUUCCGGCUACCACAACUCAGAGUCCUCACCGCUUGCUCCCACAGCCGAGAAUGUUGCUCUGGAGCUCUCGCUUCUGAUUAAAAAUGCGCCCAUCCCCAACCCUCUGAUCCUGGUGGGACACUCAUGGGCAGGUGUGCUCACGCACGAGUUCAUCGCGCUAAAAGGAACCGAUCAAGUCGCCGGUCUGGUGCUUGUGGACGCCAACCAUGAGACAGCGCCGCUGGUGAUGAACGUGAAUGAUCCAAUUCUCUGGACCGUUGCUGCGGGUGUUGAGCCAUACUCUGCUUGGGGCGUGGAGGCGGGCCAUAAGCUCACCCAGGAAGAGUGGGAUGCGUUCAGGGCGGCCGAGGCAACUGAGAAGUUUGAGCUGAUUAUGCGCAAGGAAGACGAGAACUACUUUCCGAGUUUCGAGACACUGCGGAAGAAAGAUCUGAGUAAGAGGCAGCCACUGGUUGGUGAUAAACCGGUUUAUGUGAUUGCGGGCACGCGAAGUAGGGAUUGGACUGGAUUGUACAAGGCGGGUGUUGCUAAAGGGAAUGGGACGGAGGAGGAGAGGAGUCAUGUGAGAGAGAUGAUUGAGGGGGUUGAUGCGAAGAAUGAGGGUCUUAUGAGGGAAUUUUUGAAACUGUCGACGAAGAGCGAGCUGGUCUUUGCCACUGAGAGUGGUCAUUUUGUGCAGCUGAUGCAGCCGGAUAUUGUUGUUGAUGGAGUGAAUUGGGUUCUAUAUAACCAACGACCAGCAGCUUCUUAAAAUCAUUAAUGUUGUUUCAAGAUAUAUAUACUUGAGGAAAGAUAAGAGGG
This is a messenger RNA of Aspergillus wentii DTO 134E9, 1172 nucleotides long. Its product is annotated as alpha/beta fold hydrolase. NCBI's taxonomy places the organism in Eukaryota, Fungi, Ascomycota, Eurotiomycetes, Eurotiales, Aspergillaceae. The record is from RefSeq and is a predicted model, not a curated record. The transcript has a single exon. Bases 169 to 1122 code for a protein of 317 amino acids.